AUGGCUCGUUACUACUUCCUCUUGCUUUUUCUUCUUGUUGCAGCUACAGUUUCUAAAGCAGAUGCCGAAAAGAAGCUAUCUACAGACUUUUACUGCAGCAGCUGCCCCAACCUGUUGCCUACAGUGAAGAAAGGGAUCAUUAAAGCCAUUAACAAUGAAGCUCGCAUUGGAGCUUCCAUACUCCGAUUGCAUUUUCAUGACUGCUUUGUAAAUGGAUGUGAUGCAUCAAUACUGUUGGAAGAUACGAAAAACUUCAUAGGAGAGCAAACAGCAGCAGCUAACAAUAAAUCAGCAAGAGGGUUCAAUGUGAUUAAUGAUAUUAAAGCCAAUGUGGAGAAAGAAUGUCCUCGGGUUGUGUCCUGUGCUGAUAUUCUUGCUCUGGCAGCUCGAGACUCUGUUGUUUAUUUAGGGGGGCCUUCGUGGGAAGUAGGGUUGGGAAGAAGAGAUUCUACCACCGCAAGCAGAAGUGCUGCCAAUAAUUCCAUUCCCCCACCCUUCUUCAGUCUAAGUGCCCUCAAACAAAAUUUUGCUAACCAAGGCCUCUCAGUUACAGACUUGGUGGCUCUUUCAGGGGCACAUACCAUUGGCCUGGCUAAAUGCACAAACUUCCGAGCACACAUCUACAAUGACUCAAACGUUGAUCCCUCCUACCGAAAGUUCCUUCAGAGCAAGUGUCCCAGAAUUGGAAAUGACAAUGUACUCGAACCCCUUGACCACCAAACUCCGACACAUUUCGAUAACCUAUACUUCAAGAAUUUGUUGAGUAAAAAGGCUCUACUUCAUUCAGACCAGGAGCUGUUCAAAGGUGGUUCUACAGACAAUCUGGUGAAAAAAUACGCUAGCGAUGCAGCUGCAUUCUUUGAAGACUUUGCCAAGGGUAUGGUCAAGAUGAGCAGCAUCAAGCCUCUCACUGGAAGCAUGGGGCAGAUCAGAAUGUAUUGCGGCAAAGUCAAUUAA
This is a messenger RNA of Gastrolobium bilobum, 957 nucleotides long. RefSeq names its product peroxidase P7-like. Bases 1 to 957 code for a protein of 318 amino acids. NCBI's taxonomy places the organism in Eukaryota, Viridiplantae, Streptophyta, Magnoliopsida, Fabales, Fabaceae. Gene Ontology annotation, molecular function: peroxidase activity; heme binding. The transcript has 4 exons. Gene Ontology annotation, biological process: response to oxidative stress; hydrogen peroxide catabolic process. The record is from RefSeq and is a predicted model, not a curated record.